Cydia fagiglandana is the source of this 4257-nucleotide messenger RNA. RefSeq lists its product as uncharacterized. The record is from RefSeq and is a predicted model, not a curated record. The coding region runs from base 145 to 4143 and encodes 1332 amino acids. Lineage: Eukaryota; Metazoa; Arthropoda; Insecta; Lepidoptera; Tortricidae. The transcript has 3 exons.
AAUACGGCCAUAUAUUGACUGCGAUCGGGCAGGCAAUGUCAGUGUGCGGACAUACGGAGACAGGAGAGGUCCAAUUAUUUCAAGCGUUUUAGUUUUUGAGGGGGCCGACUCGUCGUUAUAAAGGAGGCGAAUCGAAACAACACAAUGAGGAGUUUAAUCCUCGUCGUCGCCAUCUCAGCGCUGGCCUGGGCCAGGCCUGAAACAUACAAGGAAACCGAAGAGUUCCAGUACGCCAGAAGCUCAUCAGACGAAGGAAGUAAAUCCGGCUACUAUGGUGCUCAAAGAGGUAACGUGGCAGGCAACUACGAAAAAGCACACAACAUGGACACUCUAGCUCAGCAUCAAAUGAGUGGAGCCAUAAACCAAGUACAAGGAGAACUAGGUGAUGCUUCGAAAACUAGAGCUGGAAGCGUUUAUACGGCUGCUAACACGGCAGGACUCUAUGGAUCCGGCCAUCACGAUCUGAGCAACCUUCAUGGAAGGCAUUUUGGAGAAAGCUCAUCUUCUGACAGCAGUCAUUCUUCUUUGUUGGCUUCUAACCAACAUUCUAACUCUGACUGGAGAAGCCAGUCUCAGCAAAGUGGGUAUGGUGCAUCAAGCCAGUUAGGACAAUCGUCACUGCAUUCAGGAAGCUUGCACGCCGCGGAUAGCGCUGGCUAUGGAUCUAGCCUUGGAAGCAACAGUCAUAGCACUGGUUAUCAUUCAGCGUCUGGAUACCAAUCUCAUUCGGGGUAUAACUCUCAAAACCUUUAUGACCAAAGCAGUUUAACUGGACAGUCCGGAGCCUAUGGAACUGGAGACCAAAGUCGUCGUUACACCGUAGUAACACCAGUAAGGCUCGUAGGAAGGCCCGGAACUCAAAUAGCGAUACCGGUUUACGGAGAGGCUGGUUAUGAUGCCUACAGAGCUUCCUCUUCCACGGGCCAAAGUUCUAGCAACAGGUAUGCCUCGCAAACAGCUGCUUCUUCAUUCGAUCAAAAUGCUAUUAAUAGUGAAGCUGAAGUUUUGAACAACAACCAGCUACAUAUCGGCUCUGUUCCAGCGCCUAACGGGAAGCAUUACUCUUCCUCGUACAACUAUCACAAAGCUUGGGAAAGGCGUGGCGAAUCCACCGAUGCACCAGUAACAGUCGCACCUGUAGUUAAUCCAUUGUCUGUAAAUAGUGAAUUAUAUGAAGACGCUCAAGGGGCCAGUGCCAAUUCUUACGAUUCUGCCAAUAGAUACAACAGCUACUCAGGAUCGAGUCAAUCCAGUCACCAAGCGGAUUAUAGAUCCCAGCACAAUGCUCAAGCCAGUUCUCAGUCCAACCUUAACUCAAACGCCUACACGCAAGGAGCACAUGGUAGUCACUCUGGACUCGCGCCUCUUGUAGAUGCCCAGCCUAAAAGUUACCAAUCCUCUUAUGCCUAUCACAAGUCAUGGGAAAAACAGGGCGAUCCCUAUGUAAUCUACCCAUCAGGGACAACUGGAGAAGCAUCACAGCGAAUUGUUUCCGGUACUAAAAACGCUGCUUCAUCGCAACGUUAUGGUUCCCAUCAGCAAUAUUCUCAUGGAAGUGCUGUAGACUGCGAUAGUCUGUGCAGGUAUCGUCGGUCUACACGCUCUGCCGAUUAUUACCAGCAGGAUCUCGGACAACACGCUCAAACAUCUUGGGAUCAAAGCCUUUCUCAACAGACUCAAGACUCGUUUCAGCAACACGGCCAGUCGGCAAACCUUGAAGACCUAGGGCAACAGACUCAAAAUCUCGAAGAUUUCGGUCAACACAGCCAGUCAGCACACCUUGAAGACCUAGGGCAACAGACGCAAAAUCUUGAUAACCUAGGUCAACAAACACAAAAAUCUUGGGGUAACAGUCAACAGCAGAGCCAACCUCAAAAUCUUGAAAAUUUUGGACAGCAUAAAACACAGGGUAAGUGGCAUGAGUUAAAUCAAAAAUUUGAAAGUAAUUUAGAGGACCUUGGCCAACACACUCAACAAUCAUGGAGUAGCAUUGAACAACAAGCAAGUCACACACAGGGCCAGUGGCAUGACAUGGCAACUCACAGUCAUCAAUCUGAACAAACUUUUGGAAAUUUAGAUAAUUUCGGACAACAAACACAAAGUAAGUGGGACAAUAUAGAAGGCCUAAGUCAACAAACACUAAAAACUGAAGACUUAGGACAAAAAACUCAUAAUAAUUGGGAUGAAUUAGAUCAAUUGGGACAACAAGUACAAACACAAUGGAAUAACAUAAAUAAAACACGGCACACCGACACAAACACAGAACAACAAACUCUGACACAUUUUGGAAGUGUUAAUGAGGUAAAACCUAACAGAGAGCAUGCUGGAACCACUCUAAACACCUUCAAUAAAGAAAACCCAGGCGCUCACAAUCCUGCCGAUCUUGAGUUUUGGGGUCUGACCAAUAAUCAAAAGCAUGAAAACAACCAUUACUACAAUCAACACAGUUAUAAUAAUCCAAAUUCUUAUUCAAAUUCACAGGGUCAUGGCGUUAGUUGGGGACAACAUGUCAAUAACAAUAACGCGCAAACAUCUCACAAUAACCCCUUGCAAAGUAUAUGGGACAAAAUAGACAAUAUGGAAGAGCAAUCUGAGCAUUCAAAUGAAAAUCAGCAACAUACUGAGUAUCAAAAUUCACAACACUCAUACGGACAGGAAAAUACCUCUCAACAUGAAAGCAAUUGGGGAAGUAACAACAGUGCAUACCAUUGGAAUCAACAACAAACACACAGUUCAGGAUACCAGCCUUCUAUUAUUUUCAAUAGUACAAUAGAUAAACCAAAGAAUGACCAACUGCCUACAGAAGUUGCACCUGAAAAACCCAAAGAUGACGACGACGAUGAAACACUGGAAGAACCUGAACCAGUUGAAGUUGGCCGCGGAGAUAUUGGUGCUGAAGGUGACUCGAAAACUACACCAAAAUCUGUUCAAAAUUAUCUAACAUACUCAACCCAAUUAAAGCCAGAAAAGAGCCCUGAAGAAAUCGAAGCAUUAAGCUUAUCAAGGGGCACUGAUCAAUAUACAACUGAGUCAGAUACACUUAGUGUUUUAAGCAUAAGUCAACAAAAAUGGCUUGAUGAACAACGGCAAAGGGCUACAGAAGAAUUACACCAGAUUAGUCGCUCUAAAUCAUCAACAACUACUCCACAUUCAGUAAAACUCACAACACCUCAUGGUCAAACUGGAGCACAACAUUUCAUGGGACAGCCAGAGGAAAUACAGGAGCAUGAUAAAUCUGAGAACAUACAGAAAAAUUAUCAUAAUUUAGAACAACAAAAUACAAUGCAGCAAAACCAAGAUUUUCAUCAACAAAAUCAACAACACCAUGUCCAACAGUCCCAGGAUAUGGGUCAGCACCAUCAAAACGUUGACCAGCACACGCAAAACUUUGAUCAACAAAAUACAGAACAGCAAUUCGAAGAUAUUGGACAGCAAACCCAAGAUUUAAACCAACAAAAUCUACAUGAGUUUACUAAUUUAGGUCAACAACAAAGCCGGAAUUUUGACCAACAAAACACACAGGAAAUUGGACAGCAAAGUCAAGAUUUAAGUCAGCAAAAUCUUCAACAGUUCCACCAUUUAAAUCAGCACACCCAAAAACAUGACCAACAAAAUACAGAACAGCAAUUUGAAGACUUUGGACAACAAACGCAAGACCAACAAAAUCUACAAGAGUUUUCUAAUUUGGGUCAACAUAGCCAGAGUUUUGACCAACUAACCACAGGAGAUUUUGCACAGCAAAAUCAAGAUUUAAGUCAGCAUAAUCUCCAACAGUUUCACCAUUUAGGUCAGCACACCCAAAAACUUGACCAACAAAAUACAGAUCAGCAAUUCGACUUUGGGCAACAAACUCAAGAUCUAACCCAACAAAAUUUACAACAAUUCUCCAAUUUAGAACAGCACAGUCAAACCUCAUAUCAACAUGAAGCUAGAGAAUUUGUAACUCAUUCACACACACAGGUAGCUGAAGAACAGAAAAUUACUCCUGUCAGUGACCAUGGUUCCCAAACCAAUCCGAAACAAGACAUCGAAAUAGUUCCACCCUCUGUCACAACAACGGAAAAGCCCGGUUUUUGGAAGUCGGUGGGUGGCAAACUUACCAGUGCUAAAGAUUCUGUUGCUUCAUGGUUUAGAAGAAGCUAAAUUUGGUAUUUACCACUAUGUAUUAAUUUAUAAGAGGAAAUUAAUAGUUUAAAUCAUAUAAAACUAGUCAUAAUGCUUAAAUUGCUAGAAGAAAUAAAUUUUAUAAAUAUUUAA